AGCCAUGAAUUACAUUCGAAUGUAAUGAAGGAAAACAAGACAAAACAUCAUUCAAACCAACGGAAAAGUGAAGUAUUUCAAGUUACACAUAGGAUAUGCAUGAUGCAGUGCAAUCCCAUGCCAGGGCCAGGCAUGUACCACGGGGAUGUCGGAGAUCUUCGCUUCUCUGGAAGCCACGUGGAGAGUGGAUCUGUACGUGAAAGAAGAGAUGGGCUAAAUACUAGACAGAUACGUUUUGACCCUUCAUAUCUGGAUUUUAACGAGCAGUCAGUAGGAAUGCCAAGAAUUAAAACUGUAACAAUAAUAAAUCCAAAUACAGAACAGAGUCUACAUCUACAAUCUAUAUCUGGAAGCACAGUACAUUUUCAUGCUUCUUUUUUCCAGGCAAAAAUAGUACAGCCACUAGGAAAUACAACAUUUGAAAUAGUUUUCCUUGCAAGAUUAGUAGGAAAUGUAGAAAAUACUUUAUUUAUUCACACCUCCAAAGGAGUUUAUCCAUAUCAGGUCUUUGGUGUUGGAGUGCCUAAUCCAUACAGAUUAAGACCAUUCCUGGGUGCAAGAGUACCCGUCAAUUUUUCAUUCACGUCAUUAAUUAAUAUGCACAAUCCAUUUAACAGUCCAAUACAGGUAAUAGAGAUGUAUUCAAGUGGAGGAGAUCUCCACCUUGAACUUCCUUCAGGGUUAGAGGAAGCCCCACAAAAACACUGGGAAAUUCCUCCAUACGAAACAAAAGCCUUAAUGAGAGUCAGCUUUGAAGGGCGUUCACCAAAUAACCACACAGCUUUCAUACGCAUUAAAACAAGUAAUGCUACGCCUGUUACAGAGUUUUUAAUUCUUCCUGUGGAAGUCGAAGUUACAGCAGUUCCAGGUUUAUUUCCAUCAGUAGAUCUCCUUGACUUUGGGACUCUAAGAACCAUGGAUGAACCUAAAGCUGUUGGAGUCUACUUACUUAAUUCUGGCCCAAAGCAAGUUCACAUAUCUUCAAUAAUAGCAGAGCCAGCAAAUAAUGCCGUAUCUGUCACAUUCACUCCUCUUAAUUUAAAGCCAGGAAAUAAAUAUAUCAAAGUUGCUACAGUCACAUUUUCUGCAUAUCACGUUAAGCGCAGCAGACAAAGUAAUGGGAAAAUACAAAUUAAAACAAACAGCAAAACAGCACUUAAACUAGAGCUACCUUACCAAGCCAAUGUAUUACAAGGGACUAUUGCAUACUCUGUGAGCAAAACAAGAUUCUAUGUGGGCAAGCCACCGUUUGUACCUGUCAUUCGGGAAUUACCAAUCACUAAUACUUUUGCAUUUACCAUGGUGAUAUAUGAUGCAGCAUUCCCUCCUGAAGUGGAAAGCCUCUUCUCAAUUAUUAACUUUACCAAACCAGCCAUGAUAUCCCCUCAAAAGACUUCAACUCCAUUUUAUGUGCAGUUCCUGGCUAACGGUUCUGAUACAGCUUUUUCUACCAUAUUACGAGUCUAUACUAAUGCAUCAAUAUUCACUAUACCUAUACACUGUUAUGAUGGCAAAGUCAAGUAUAUUAUUGAUGGUCUUGAGGAAGACAUAGUUGAUUAUGGAACAGUAGGAACAAGAGAAAAGAGAACGAAAUUAUUAAAAAUUUAUAAUACCAAUCCUGUAGAGGUGACAAUAUCCAAAAUAACAUGUAAUGUAGACUUUGCCUCAGUAAAAUUACUUGAUGUACGACUAAAUGGUAGUAAAAAUAAUAACAACAAUACUUCAUCUUCUAAAGUCAAUGAAUUAAGAAAAAGUGAACACGUCAAGGUAAGAAGAAUCAAGGGAACUAUUUCCACUUUUAAUCAUA
Molecule: messenger RNA, 1807 nt
Organism: Actinia tenebrosa (Australian red waratah sea anemone)
Lineage: Eukaryota; Metazoa; Cnidaria; Anthozoa; Actiniaria; Actiniidae
Product: transmembrane protein 131
Cellular component (GO): membrane
Source: RefSeq, a predicted model, not a curated record